CCGCACAGUGCAUGUCGGGCUUCUUUAAUUCUUAAUCCACAACCCCCCUACACCACACCACCCCACGACUCAUCCAGCUCUCUCCUUUCUCGGCGUCAUGACACCACCUACAUAACGAAUGGGAUCUUUUCCUUUUUUGCGGAAACGGCGGCGGGGACGCAUUGCACGGAUCUGGAUCGCGGACACGAUCCACCGCCACCAUCCUUCGCGGCUUUAAUGAAAACAACUAUAGACUUUUUUCUCCUUCUCUUAUGUGGAAAGCAUGCGGUUGAUUUUUCUCUCCCUCCCUUUUCGUUGCGUCGACGCGAGACAUCACAUGCGCGGACACGCAUACGGUUUCGAACGUCGAGGCGUGGAUCGCAUCUUUUGGGGCUUUCUGAGGAAGGGCACCAGGCAGUUGGAUGCGGACCGAUGCCACGGCAAUCCCCUAAUCCACAAUCCCCUAAUCCACAAUCCCCUAAUCCAUGAUCCCCUCAUCCCACUCGAUUCUCCGAUCGUCGACACCUGGCGACGUUUCCCGACACCCACCGAGGGAUUCCUUGCCUUCGAGAUGUAUUUUAGGAUUCACACACAUUGCUACGGAGUAUCUGUCCGUUGGUUUCUCCACCGUCGUGGUUCCUUGUCUUUGACGCUCCCUCACUCUUCUAUCUCACCGACCACCACCGAACGAGAACCGCACCGAUCUCAGCCCACAGCCCCCUCCGAAUCCAUGUUUUUGCCUCUCCUCGUCCCGGCCGAGCGUGCGGUUUAAUUUAUUGGUACUGGUGUGGUGUUGCUCGGAUCGGUAUGGAACUGAGGAUCUUUGGCGAAUCGGAUGGGGAGGAAAUCACCCUUCUCACACACACACUUCUUCUUCUCUCACACACCGUAUACAUAGACACGGGAUUCUGCGAGGAUGGCACACGCACGCGGCGAAAAUGGUCUGCGAGAGAUGCGUGGAAAAGCGGCAUUUAUUGGAGGAGGGGAUAGACGAUCCCUGAAAUGGGGCCGAUGAUGGAUGGAUUGCGCCUGGCAUCAGUUGACUCCAGAAACGAAGAGGGAGUGGAGGAGUUGAGUGUACAAUGAACGGAAGGCGACGCAAAUGCAUACAAAUAUAUAUACCGGUAUCAAUCACGGCAACGGGAGCGUAAUGGCAUGAGUUCUUUCUUUUCUGGCAUGCGUAUGAUGCGUUCUUGGUCGCU
Molecule: messenger RNA, 1181 nt
Organism: Eremomyces bilateralis CBS 781.70
Lineage: Eukaryota; Fungi; Ascomycota; Dothideomycetes; Eremomycetales; Eremomycetaceae
Exons: 1
Coding region: 263-751 (162 amino acids)
Source: RefSeq, a predicted model, not a curated record